Tetrahymena thermophila SB210 is the source of this 458-nucleotide messenger RNA. RefSeq names its product caspase recruitment domain protein, putative. The annotation marks the transcript as partial. The record is from RefSeq and is a predicted model, not a curated record. The transcript is spliced from 4 exons. Lineage: Eukaryota; Ciliophora; Oligohymenophorea; Hymenostomatida; Tetrahymenidae. Gene Ontology annotation, molecular function: protein binding.
AUGAAAAAACUUUUUUAUUCAAACUAAAUUAAUUAAGCUUAAAAUUUAUAAAAUAUAUGCCUUUAACUUUAAUUAAACGUGAUUUUCAUUUAUAAAAGCGAAAAUUAAAUUGGGAAUUAUGGAGCCUCUACUAUUGGUACAGCACUUGGUAAGUGCAAGUUCCUUACUAAUCUCGAUUUUGAUAUUUAGAAAAAUCAAAUUGGUGAUAGAGGAGCAUAAAAUAUUGGAUUAGGUUUGAGUAACUGCACUCAAUUAACAAAUUUAGAAUUUGGGAUAAGCUAAAAUUAAAUUGGGGAUGAUGGAGCUUCUACUAUUGGUACAGCACUUGGUAACUGCAAGUUCCUUACUAAUCUCAACUUUUAAAUUUGGAAAAAUCAAAUUGGUGAUAGAGGAGCAUAAAAUAUUGGAUUAGGUUUGAGUAACUGCACUCAAUUAACAAAUUUAGAAUUUGGGAUAGG